Selaginella moellendorffii is the source of this 662-nucleotide messenger RNA. RefSeq names its product protein N-terminal glutamine amidohydrolase. The record is from RefSeq and is a predicted model, not a curated record. Gene Ontology annotation, molecular function: protein-N-terminal asparagine amidohydrolase activity; protein-N-terminal glutamine amidohydrolase activity. The coding region runs from base 1 to 507 and encodes 168 amino acids. Lineage: Eukaryota; Viridiplantae; Streptophyta; Lycopodiopsida; Selaginellales; Selaginellaceae. Gene Ontology annotation, cellular component: nucleus; cytosol. The transcript is spliced from 5 exons.
AUGCGAGGAGCUAUGGAUGCGAGGAAGGCGCUCGUCUACACUUCUUGCUACUGUGAGGAGAAUGUGUUCUUGCUUUGCAAAGCUCUGAUGGAGCUCAAUAUCGCGCUGCCAGAUGCCUCGGAUCUCUUCGUUGUCUUCCUCCUCAGCGCUGAUAAACAGUUUCCAAUUUGGUGCCAGAAGAACAGCAGCCGCGAUGAUGGAUUUUGUGUUUGGGACUACCACGUCAUUUGCAUCCAGAAGAGAUUUUCAUCCUCCACACCCGAUGAAGCCAGUGUUUGGGAUUUGGAUACAUCCCUUGGACUUCCCGUUGCUUUUAGUUCCUACGUCAAUGAAGCUCUCAAGCCACUAGUUGUGAAGAAACACUCGCUCGACCGGCUUUUCAGAGUUGUUUCUGCUCACAAUUUCUUAAGAUACUUCGCAUCAGAUAGAAGACAUAUGAAAACCAGUGAUGGGGGUUGGCUGGCCGCUCCGCCAGAUUACGAAUGCAUUGUGUCGCAAGGUACUUAGUUUAAGUUCUUUCAUCGUAAACAAAGACGUAACAACAAUGUUGUGUUGUAGAUGGUACUAUACACAAUCUGGAAACUUACAUCAGCGUGGCUCACGCCUCUCGAGCACCAGCUUCUCGGAAAGAGAUUUUACAGUGUCUGGUGACCGAGAAUCUU